Molecule: messenger RNA, 1068 nt
Organism: Serendipita indica DSM 11827
Lineage: Eukaryota; Fungi; Basidiomycota; Agaricomycetes; Sebacinales; Serendipitaceae
Source: the annotation of a GenBank genome assembly
AUGUUUGGCAGGAAUAUCCGCAGUACUAUUCUGUACGCACGAGCUUAUCGACCGCAACGACGACUUGCUACGCUUGCAGAGGAAGUCCUGCGUGACGAGACGUUUCACAUUCCAGUAGUCACAUUCUCCAAGUUCCGCAAUGCAAAAUCCACCGCGGAGCGCGAGCAAACCGCUCAAGAAGUCGUGAAUGCGUUCAAGGAAGUGGGUUUUGUCUAUUUAAAAGAUCAUGGCAUCCCUCAAUCAGUGAGUGCCGAGUUCUUCAAGCUCCCGAUUGAGGAGAAGAUGAAGCUUGCGUGGGAGGACCCUCGGUCCAAUAGGGGAUAUGUUGCCAAAGGUCGUGAGCGUGUCACUCAGGAGACGGACGCGGUCAAGAUUGCCCAAAUGCGCAUUCAAGCACCAGAUGCCAAGGAGAGCAUGGAGAUUGGUCGUGACUGGGAUCCGACGUGGAAGAAUCAAUGGCCUCCACAGUCUCUCGCCCCUUCCUUCAAGCCUACGUUUCUGAGCUUCUUUCAAACAUGCCAUGAGCUUCACGUCGAGGUCAUGAGAUCCAUCGCCAUGGGACUACAGCUAGGCGAACAUUUCUUUGAUGAGCGCAUCAACGAGCAAUACCACAACCUCAGGCUCCUCAACUAUCCAUCUAUUCGUACCGAACUCCUCAAAGGCGAGGGCCAGGCGCGCGCUGGGGCACACUCGGACUAUGGCACUCUCACAUUCGUAUUCCAGGACGGUGUCGGAGGUCUGCAGGUGCAGAAUCCGCAUACGAAACAGUAUCAUCCCGCCACCCCAAUAAGCGGGACAAUUGUCGUCAACGUUGGAGACUUGCUGGCUCGCUGGAGCAAUGAUGUAUUGAGGUCGACUCUUCACCGUGUGGUGGCACCGCAGGCGUCACUCCUUCCUCCGGACGCAGAGAUGACGCCUCAGAGACAGUCUAUUGCAUUCUUCUGCAACCCAAAUGGACGAGCAAGCAUCUCCUGUCUACCCAACUGCCUCGGAUCAACGGGCCCCAAGUACCCCACGGUCACCACGGAGGAUUAUAUCGUUGGUAGACUGAAGGAUACAUAUAGUUAA